Malania oleifera is the source of this 2400-nucleotide messenger RNA. Its product is annotated as glycosyltransferase BC10. Bases 823 to 2031 code for a protein of 402 amino acids. Lineage: Eukaryota; Viridiplantae; Streptophyta; Magnoliopsida; Santalales; Ximeniaceae. Gene Ontology annotation, cellular component: membrane. The record is from RefSeq and is a predicted model, not a curated record. The transcript is spliced from 2 exons. Gene Ontology annotation, molecular function: glycosyltransferase activity.
AUCCCUACCUUCCAAAACUAGUCGCUGGGCAUGAAGAAACGUGUAAAAACAGGGCACCAACCCGCGGGAACAGAGACUUCCGAGGGAAUUGCUAUUUCCAAUUCGGGUCUUUUUUUUUUAUAUUUUUAUUAUCGGUCUCUCUCGUGCAAUAAAGACGAUUCUUUUACCAGAUUGGAGCUCUGAAUCCAGCGAAAAAGAGAGUAGAAAUAGUUUUAUGCACUCGCUUGACAUGAAAGCAAUGCCCUGUUUAGGGACUUCAAUCAAAAGAGAAGACAGAAGAAGAUUCUUAGGUGGGCUGCUUGACCUAGAAAGCCACCGCCAAUCCUAUUUAGGUGCCCUGCACAACCCCUCAUCUCCCAAUUUAUUUUCAGUUUAAUUUCACAAACACAAUCUCUCUCUCUCUCUCUCUCUCUCUCUCUCUCUCUCUCUCUCUUCACUUUUCAAUUUCCAUAUGUAUCUGUUACCCUUCUGCUAAUUUUCUGCAAUGGUCAGUAUUAUUAACAUCCUUAAUUCACUAACCCUUUUGGUGGAACUCAUUAAAUGUGCCUUAAUUUUCUAUUUCGCGUGAUCAUUGGAUCAAUUCAAUGUAAACAACAAUUCUGAUUCCAGUACAUUUGUGUAUCAAUUUUUCUCCCACCUGCUGCUCUUCCAAUCCGAUUCGACUGGACAACUGAAAAUCUGGUUCUCAUCACAUCCUUUAAAUUCUUUCUAUUUAUAUCACUCCCUCCACAUUUCAUUUUCCCCAUCUCCCUCCUCUGUUCUAUCUCUCUCUCUCUCUCUCUCUCUCCGAAAAACAGAGGAGGCGGAGGAGGAGGAGGAGCAAUGAAGAGUCAAAAUCAAAACCCAGCAGCCUCUGUUUUCAAACUCUUCAAUUCUCAGUGGCAUCUCUUCAAUCUCCUUUCCUGUUUUCUCUUCUUCGCGUUUGGGCUCACGUUUGGACUCAUCCUCAGCUUCUACAUCAAAAGCUUCCCCUUCAAUCUACAGGUCAGCCACUUAUCGCUCUCUUUUUCUCAACAAUCGGCGCCGCCGCCCCCUCCUCCCCUGUCACCGCCGCGGCGCCCGGUGGCCUCAAAGUCAAAUUUCAGCGUGCGCGUGGGGCUGCGGGAGUACAUCAGGCCGCCGCCGGCGAUGCACGACAUGGACGACGAGGAGCUACUGUGGAGAGCUUCGAUGGUUCCUCGAAUUGGGGAAUUUCCAUUCAAGAGAGUACCAAAAGUGGCUUUCAUGUUCUUGACGAGAGGCUCUGUGCCGUUGGCUCCUCUGUGGGAGAAAUUCUUCCGAGGGAAUGAAGGGCUCUACUCGAUUUAUGUUCACGCGAAUCCGUCCUCCAAUGAAUCGGAGCCUGAAGGGUCGAUGUUCCAUGACCGGAGGAUUCCCGGUAAGGAAGUUCAAUGGGGAAAAGCAAGCAUGAUCGAAGCUGAGCGUCGCCUUCUGGCCAAUGCACUUCUGGACUUCUCAAACCAGCGCUUCGUCCUCCUCUCGGAGUCCUGCAUCCCUCUUUUCAACUUCUCCACCAUCCACUCCUACCUCAUCAACUCGACCCAGAGCUUCGUCCAGUUCUACGACCUCCCCGGCCCGGUCGGCCGUGGCCGCUACAGCACCCUCAUGAAACCCUACUUCUCCAUCGACCAAUGGCGAAAGGGGUCUCAGUGGUUCGAGAUGGACCGAGACCUCGCCAUUGAGAUUGUAUCCGACCAGAAGUACUUCCCAGUGUUCCAAAAGUACUGCAGGAACUCGUGUUACUCAGACGAACACUACUUGCCGACCAUGGUGAGCGCUAGGAAGUGGGAGAGGAACUCCAACAGGAGCUUGACAUGGGUGAACUGGGCCAAGGGAGGGCCUCACCCUGCUAGCUUUCAUAGGAAUGAUGUUACUGUGGAGUUCUUGAAGAGGUUGAGGAGUGAGGGACGUUGUGAGUACAAUGGGGAGAAGACCAAUGUGUGCUUCUUGUUUGCAAGGAAGUUCACUCGCAAUGCUUUGGACAGGCUAUUGAGGUUUGCACCAAAGGUGAUGCAGUUCAAUGAGGAAUGAAGAAUUUGAAAAGGAGGAAUUGAUGAUGCAUCUUGAUUGUCGGGGUGCUAAGAUAAAAGGGAUGGCACUUGAUUUAUUCUUGGGUUUUUGUAAGAUGGGGAGGAGGAGGGAUCAUACAUCACUUUUGCCCAAAGCUAGCACAGUGGAUGUUAAAAUUGUUAAUUUACAAUUUAGGAUCUCAGUCAUUUUUUUAAAAAAAUAAUGAUAGUUUAACAAAUAAUCUUCAACAAAAAUUUGUGUAUUCUUUUUUUUUUUUCCGCCAAAGUCGGCCAGACCUAAUUAUUUGAAUGGGUCAAUGCUACUUAUCUUGUUAAUUAAAAUAUGCACACUAUUGUCAAUAGCAUUAAUAAAGCGCUUCUACUUUGAUCA